UGCAUGCCCAGAGGCAUGGCCAAAAAUUUUUUUUUAUUUCAAAAGUUUAAAAAUUAUUAAUUUGAUUAAACCCUGGCUGGCCCUUAAGUGCACAUCUUUUUAUUUAUUAUUUUUCCAGCAUUAUUGAGGUAUGACAUAAAACAUUAUGUACAGUGUUAUAGGUGUACAAUGUAGUGAUUUGAUUUGAUACACUACAUACAUUGUGAAAGGUUUACCACAAUAAUGUUAGUUAACAGUUGGACACAUAAUUACCAUUACCUCUCAUAAUUACCAUUUCAUUGAUUUAUGGUGAGAACAUGGAAACUCCUCACAGCCACUUUCUAGUAUAUAACUCAGUUUCGCUGUCUAUAGUCACCGUGCUGCACCUGAUAUCCCCAGAACUUAUUCACCUGUAACUGAAAAUUACACCUCUCGUUACUGUUCUCUGCGAGCUGAACGGGGAGGAGACUCGAAGCCCUGCUGCCCACUGAAGAGACAUGGUGUCUUAGGAAACAGCACUGGCGCAGCGGUCCGGCUUUCGAGCUAAACCAGCUGCCUUUUCAUGGAACGCUGUUCUGCUUGAAAGACUGACAGACUAUAGUUCAGACCUGAGUAUCUGAGCGGCAUUUUCCUGUAAAUGAAAGAAGUGAUCCUGUUGUUUCAUGGAAAUCAACUGACAGUGCUUAUUUCCAGUGAUAAAAUUCAAGCCGUCAAGUGGAAAUUAGAAUUUUGGAAAACUUGUAUCUGCCACUAUGAGCAAAACAGCUUCACAGUAGAGUUUUCUGAUAACAUUAAUGGGCAAGUACAUCGCCUCAACACAGCGACCUGACGGGACCUGGCGAAAGCAGCGGAGGGUGAAAGAAGGCUAUGUGCCCCAGGAGGAGGUCCCAGUGUAUGAGAACAAGUAUGUGAAGUUUUUCAAGAGCAAACCAGAAUUGCCCCCCGGCCUGAGCCCAGAGGCCACUGCCCCCGUCUCCGCAGCCAGGCCCGAAGGCGGUGAGCCAGCCCUCUCCAAGGCCGCCAGACGCAACCUGAAGCGGAAGGAGAAGAGGCGGCAGCAGCAGGAGAAAGGGGAGGCGGAGGCCCUGAGCCGGACUCUUGAGAAGGCGUCCCUGGCAGAGACAGCCCAGGUCCCCAGUGCCCCACAGGCCUCCCGGGCGGCGCCCGCCGCCGCCUCAGACCAGCCCGACUCGGCCGCCACCACGGAGAAGGCCAGGAAGAUCAAGAGCCUGAGGAAGAAGCUGCGGCAGGUGGAGGAGCUGCAGCAGCGGGUCCGGGCCGGGGAGGUCAGCCAGCCCAGCAGGGAGCAGCUGGAGAAGCUGGCGCGGAGGAGGGCCCUGGAGGAGGCGCUGGAGGGCUUGGAGCUGGGCCUGUGA
Molecule: messenger RNA, 1355 nt
Organism: Odocoileus virginianus texanus
Lineage: Eukaryota; Metazoa; Chordata; Mammalia; Artiodactyla; Cervidae
Source: RefSeq, a predicted model, not a curated record